AUGCGUGAGGCUGCGGAGCGGAGGCAGCAGCUCGAGUUGGAGCAUGAGCAGGCCUUGGCUGUACUCAAUGCAAAGCAGCAGGAGAUUGACCUGCUUCAGAAGGCUCAGGUUGAGGCUAAAAAAGAACAUGAGGGGGCUGUCCAUCUUUUAGAGGCCAAAGUGCGCGAGCUGGAGGAGAAAUGCCGGAAUCAAAGCGAGCAGUUCAAUCUGCUGUCCAAAGAGCUGGAGAAGUUUCGUCUGCAGGCGGGUUUUGACAUCCUCAGCACUGAACCUUUGACAGUGUGUGAAUCUCCUGGUUCUCCCAACAAGUCACUGUCGCAGCUUCUCAAUGGAUUGGCAGCCCCCAUAGGCAAAGGCAGUGAGACUCCAGCAAGCAGAUCUUUGAUAUCAGAGUUGAUUCGUCCACUCCAAAGCAGUGGGGACAAACCGGAGCUCCUGUCUGUCAAGCCAACAUUUCUAACUCGCAGUCGAGGCAGCAGCACAGCAAGGACGCUUCUCUCUGAGAUGGACAAAGACCUUGGCUCCACCACUAGGUCUAAACCAAGGUUUACAGGAAAGGUCCGUCUGUGUAUAGCUCGCUAUAGUUACAAUCCUUAUGACGGGCCAAAUGAGCAUCCGGAAGCAGAGCUUCCGCUGGUGGCAGGAAAGUACCUCUAUGUUUACGGAACAAUGGAUGAGGAUGGCUUUUAUGAAGGAGAGCUCCUAGAUGGACAACGGGGGCUUGUCCCGUCCAAUUUUGUGGAUUUUAUACAGGAGGACACAGCCUCCGUUCAACACAGGGACUCAGUAGCUAAAGAACCUGGCAACCUCAACCACAGUAGCCUGGGAACUCAAAGACUGGGGGUCAGCAGGGGAAUCGGGACAGGUUUAGGUAGCCUGCUGUCUGACAGUAAACAAAGCUGUCUAAACAGCAGCAGCAGCCUGGGUGUGGACCUCCUGGGUUCUUCAAGCAACGGGACAGGAACCUUAGAUGUCAAUAUUGACGAGGUCGGUGAAAACGUUGUGCCUUAUCCUCGCCGCAUCAACCUGAUUAAACAGCUUGCCAAGAGUAUCAUCAUUGGCUGGGACCCUCCUGUGGUUCCUCCUGGCUGGGGCUCCAUCAGUGGCUACAAUGUCCUGGUGGAUAAGGAAUUACGAAUGAGUGUCCCCUACGGGGGCAGGACUAAGUCCCUUAUUGAGAAACUUAAUCUAGCAACCAACACAUACCGGAUAUCCGUGCAGAGCGUCACCGAGCGAGGCUUGUCAGACGAGCUCCGGUGCACCGUGUUGGUGGGAAAAGAUGUGGUGGUGGCACCUUAUUACCUGCGGGUGGACAACAUCACGCAAAGCUCAGCUGAGCUCUCGUGGAUGCCCAGCAAUAGCAACUACAGUCACACCCUCUUUCUCAAUGGAGCAGAAUACGACAUGAUAAAGGCUGGGGGGUAUAAAUAUCAAUUCUUCAACCUGAAGCCCAUGACGGUUUACAAAGUCAAGGUUGUGGCACAAACGCACCAGGUGCCUUGGCAGCUUCCAAAUGAGCAGAGGGACAAGAGGGAAAUCUCUGUGGAGUUCUGCACUCAACCCGCAGGUCCCCCACUCCCACCACAGGAGGUUCAGGUCCAGUGUGGUCAGACACCCGGGAUUCUGCAGGUUAGAUGGAAGCCCCCACCGCUGACUACAGCUGGUACUUCCAACGGUGCCAGUGUAAUUGGCUAUGCUGUAUGCACAAAGGGACAGAAGAUUGCAGAGGUCUUGUAUCCAACAGCAGAUUAUGUGACAGUGGAAUUAAACAGAAUCCAAUGCCUGGAGGCCAGGGAGGUCAUCGUAAGGACGUUAUCAACACAAGGAGAGUCCCAAGACUCACCCGUGGCCAUCAUCCCGCAUAAUCUAUUAGCUCCACCCCACACCAACCCUCCAUUCCAACGCCAGCCCGUGCCCAAGUCAAAACCGCUCAUAAGUGCCAGAGAGCCAGAAACCAAAGAGCACGUGGCAAGCAUGCGGCCCGGCCCGCCCUGGGAACGCUCUCCAUCUCCGCUGCCUCCCAUGCGCGGACCCAACCUGGAGCCACCACCCUUCCAGACACGGCGAUCGCCCUCUCCUCAGAGGAUAUUGCCGCAGCCUCAGGGAGUCCCCAUCCCCAACACCAUCGCCAAGGCCAUGGCCAGGGAAGCCGCUCAGAGGGUGUUUGCUGAAGGCAACAGGGUGGAGAAGAGGAACAUCUUCAGUGAGCGUGGUAACGCCCUGCACCCACUUAACUCUGAUGAGGAGGAGGACGGUUAUGAUUCUCCUCAUGCAAGAAGAAGAGGUGCAUCGGUGGAUGAAUUUCUUCGAGGUUCCGAGCUGGGAAGACAGCACCAUUAUCAUCAUCCCCACCACUACAGCCACAGUGAGGAGUACUACACAGAGAGCAGCCGGGGAUCCGAUUUGUCCGACAUUAUGGAGGAGGACGAGGAAGAUCUCUAUUCUGAGAUGCAAUUAGAAGAGGGCCGCAGGAGAAGCAUCAACUCUCACAACUCUCUAAAGCUCAUUGGAAACCCUCCAUCCCACGGAAAUGCUGACCGUCUGGACCAUUCGGGACGGCGGCCGGUUCACAUUGGCACUCCCCCCCAGCGAAGGCCCAUCCCAUCCAUUGACAGGUACGGCGGGCGCAGGCAUGGACGUGGACGGCGCUCGCUGGAUUACUUUGAGGAAUCAGAAGCCGACGAGCUAACCCGUGUCUUUGUGGCCCUCUUCGACUAUGACCCGCUGUCCAUGUCGCCCAAUCCUGACGCUGCUGACGAGGAACUUCCAUUCAAAGAAGGCCAGGUCAUCAAGGUGUUUGGAAACAAAGACACUGAUGGCUUCUACAGAGCAGAAAUCAGAGACCGAGUGGGUUUGAUUCCUUGUAACAUGGUCUCUGAAAUCCAAACAGAGGAUGGCAAUAUGAUGGGCCAACUUCUUAAACAGGGCUUUCUCCCACUCAACACUCCAGUAGAGAAGUUAGAGAGGAACCGACGCAGUGGCCGCCAGCACGCCAUGUCAACACGCAGAAUGGUGGCCCUGUAUGACUACGACCCAAGAGAGAGUUCUCCAAACAUUGACAUUGAGGCUGAGUUGACUUUCUGUGCUGGGGAUGUCAUCACAGUUUUUGGGGAAAUAGAUGAAGAUGGAUUUUAUUAUGGUGAGCUCAACGGACACAACGGACUUGUUCCCUCCAACUUUCUCGAAGAAGUGCCUGAUGAUGUCGAGGUUUUUCUCACGGACUCCCCAUCUCGAUACCCACAGGACACUCCCACACGGAUAAAGACCAAAAGGAAGAAGAGUGUUCAUUUCACACCUUAA
Messenger RNA from Nerophis lumbriciformis (worm pipefish), 3300 nucleotides. The record is from RefSeq and is a predicted model, not a curated record. NCBI's taxonomy places the organism in Eukaryota, Metazoa, Chordata, Actinopteri, Syngnathiformes, Syngnathidae.